AUGGAAUUCCCUCCUAAAGUCAUUGAUUGGAUUACUAAUUGCUGCUCGGAUACAAGAUAUUCCAUCGACAUCAACGGAAGUUUGAUUGGUUAUUUCAAAGGUGCCAAGGGGAUUAGACAAGGAGACCGUCUUUCUCCCAUUUUAUUUGUUCUGGUAAUGAACUUUCUGUCCAAUCUGCUCAACACUGCUACUAAUAAGGGGGUCUUUGCUUUCCAUCUAAAAUGUAAGAAAAUCAGUCUCACCCACUUGUCUUUUGCCGAUGACUUAUUAAUAUUUUGUAAAGGUAAUAUAGAGUUUGUAAUGGGAGUCAUAACUGUUCUGGACAGUUUCUAUGAGUUACCUGGGCUGAAACUUAAUGCAGGAAAAUGUGAAAUCUUCACUACUGGUUUAUCUAUUCACAUUCUUUAUACUAUCAUAAUCUCUUCUGGCUUUAAACCUAGUAGACUGCCUAUCCGUUACCUGGGAGUUCCUCUAGUCACCAAAAAGCUCACUGAUAAAGAUUGUCAAGCCCUACUCGACAACAUCAAGAAUAGACUUCAUCAGUGGUCUAGGAAGAAAAUGAGUUAUGCAGUGUUUCAGACGUAUAUUGAAAUUAAGAUGCAUUGCAAACCUCUGGUUGUUUCUUCUUCUGCUAUUAAUACGAAGGAAAUUUGGGAAGGUAGUCGGCCAAAAGACAACAAAGUAACUUGGGAAAAACUGAUCUGGUUUCCCCUUCAUAUAACGAAGCACAGUGUGAUUUCUUGGAAGACUUUAUUAGAUCGGCUUCCCACCAAGGACAGACUGCAACGCUUUGGUCUGGUUACUAAUACUGAUUGUAUUUUCUGUUCUGAAGCUAAUGAAACACAAAAUCAUCUAUUUGCCAACUUUUUACAGACAUCUUCAAUCUGGAGGUCUCUUCUUCAACUUUCUGGUUUGAACAGACCAUCAUUUUCAUGGUACAAUUUGCUGGAAUGGGCAGUCAAUACAUGGAAAGGUAAAUCUAUGAUUUCUACUAUUUUGAAGCUCUCUUGGUGA
Hibiscus syriacus is the source of this 1014-nucleotide messenger RNA. RefSeq lists its product as uncharacterized. The coding region runs from base 1 to 1014 and encodes 337 amino acids. The record is from RefSeq and is a predicted model, not a curated record. NCBI's taxonomy places the organism in Eukaryota, Viridiplantae, Streptophyta, Magnoliopsida, Malvales, Malvaceae. The transcript has 2 exons.